AUGUUGACACCCAACGUCACUUGGCUGGACAUAUGUCUUGCUGGUAUCGGAGCAUAUCUGGUCAAGCAGGUGUUGAACAAGAAUCCUGUAUCAUAUCCCCCCGGCCCCCGUGGGUGGCCACUCGUCGGGAACAUUCAAGACAUGCCUCAAAUCAAACCUUGGCUCACCUUUGUGGAGUGGGGUGCUAUCUCGCAUAUUGAGGUUCUGGGUCAGCACAUCGUUGUGUUAAACUCAGUCAAGAGUGCGGUGGACAUGUUGGACAAGAAAGGCACUGUGUACUCUGACCGUCCUGUUCUGCCUAUGGGCGGCGAACUUGUUGGCUGGAAGCACGCUUUGGGUCUUCUCCCAUAUGGUGACCGCUUCCGCCAGUAUCGCAAGAACAUCCACCAAAUCUUGGGCAAUCGUGCUGCUUUGGAUGUGUACUACCCGAUCGAGGAGAUUGAGACUCGCCGAUUCCUGAAGCGUGUGUUUUUGAACCCUGAGCAACUGCAAGCCCAUGUUCGACACACCGCUGGCGCUAUCAUUCUGCGAAUCUCUCAUGGUUAUGAAGUGAAGGAGAACAACGAUCCACUUAUCGACGUUGCGGACCGCGUUAUGGACCAAUUCUCGCGGUCCACUGCUCCCGGCGCCUUCAUUGUUGACAUUGUGCCACUCUUGGCCGACGUCCCCGAGUGGUUUCCUGGUGCUGGCUUCAAGCGCUUGGCCCGUGAAUGGCGCCAGAACCUGAAAGAGAUGGUUGAUGUACCAUACAAGUUCGUUAAGGAACAGAUGGAUGCUGGCAUUGCCCCGAUAUCUUUCACCUCGAAUCUGUUGGAAGGCCGUACUUUGUCUGCUGUUGAGGAUCACAUAGUGAAAUGGUCUGCUGCAUCCUUAUACGCUGGUGGUGCCGACACAACAGUUUCUACAAUAUACUCGUUUUUCCUUGCUAUGACACUGUUCCCUGAUGCGCAGAAGAAGGCCCAGGCUGAAAUAGAUGUUGUUGUUGGUCCUGAUCGUCUUCCCUCCUUCGCAGACCGCGACUCCCUCCCUUAUACUGAGGCGCUUGUGAAAGAAGUCCUUCGUUGGAAUGUUGUCGGCCCUCUCGCUAUCCCGCAUUGCGUUACCGAGGACGAUAUCCAUGACGGGUACCACAUCCCGAAAGGUUCUUUGGUAAUACCUAACAUUUGGUUCAUGCUCAAUGACCCGCGGACAUAUGCUAACCCCUCGCAAUUCAACCCUGAACGCUUCUUGGAUAAUAACGGAAAAGAUCCCGAUCCCGAUCCUCGUACGAUCUGCUUUGGUUUUGGUAGGCGUAUCUGCCCCGGUCUCCACCUCGCUGAUGCCUCCGUCUGGAUAUCUACCGUGAUGUCACUCGCAGUGUUUGAUAUCUCCAAGGUCGUCGAGAAGGGUGUUGAGAUUACCCCUGAAGUUGACCAUACAUCAGGCACGAUCAGCCACCCCAAGCCGUUCAAGUGCUCUAUUAAGCCUCGUUCUGCGAAAGCUAUUGCGCUCAUUCAACAGGAUGCUAACUACUAAGGACACGAAGAUGAUUCUCGUCAAUCUAUCUGUUAUGUACGAUAUUGUACCUAUAUUUCUGUUUCAUCU
This is a messenger RNA of Suillus subaureus, 1584 nucleotides long. Its product is annotated as cytochrome P450. Gene Ontology annotation, molecular function: oxidoreductase activity, acting on paired donors, with incorporation or reduction of molecular oxygen; iron ion binding; heme binding. NCBI's taxonomy places the organism in Eukaryota, Fungi, Basidiomycota, Agaricomycetes, Boletales, Suillaceae. The transcript has 11 exons. The record is from RefSeq and is a predicted model, not a curated record. Bases 1 to 1515 code for a protein of 504 amino acids.